AUGAGUUACUCUUCUUUUACUAUAGCCACAUGUGCCUUGGUGGAUCCUGAUCGGUGCACAAAAAAGUUCGGUUACUGUAGAAGACGCUGCUUUAAAGAUGAAAAACAAAUUGAUAUAUGUCUCUCACCAAAUAAAAUUUGCUGCACUGAGAGCUCAUUUGAUGAAGAUUAA
Molecule: messenger RNA, 171 nt
Organism: Mustela lutreola (European mink)
Lineage: Eukaryota; Metazoa; Chordata; Mammalia; Carnivora; Mustelidae
Gene: DEFB114
Product: defensin beta 114
Exons: 2
Coding region: 1-171 (56 amino acids)
Biological process (GO): innate immune response
Cellular component (GO): extracellular region
Source: RefSeq, a predicted model, not a curated record